UUGCAGGUGGUGAUGGAUAACGGCCUUCUCCGAGUCACCAUAUCGGUUCCCGGCGGGAUUGUCACUGCAAUACAGUACAGCAGCCUAGAUAAUUUACUUGAAGUUCUUAAUGAGGAAGAAAAUAGAGGGUAUUGGGAUACUGUCUGGAAUGAACCUGGACGCAUAUCCACUAUGGAUAGGAUGGAGGGAACUGCUUUUAAGGUUAUAAUGAAGAAUGAGAAGCAGAUUGAGCUUUCAUUUACAAGAACAUGGAAUUACUCCUUCCAGGGCAAUGCCAUUCCCUUGAAUAUAGAUAAAAGAUUUAUAAUGCUGCAUGGCAUCCACGGCCUCUACUGCUAUGCCAUUUACGAGCAUUUAGAAGGAUGGCCGGAUUUCAACAUCAAUGAAACCAGGAUAGUUUUCAAGCUUCGGAAAGACAAGUUUCAUUACAUGGCCCUAUCAGACACAAGACAAAGGAUGAUGCCCAUGCCAGAAGAUCGAGCAAAGGGUCAACCCCUAGCCUACCCAGAAGCAGUUCUCUUGACAAAUCCAACCAACCCGGACCUCAAGGGAGAGGUGGAUGACAAAUAUCAGUAUUCAUGCAAUGUGGAGGACAACAAAGUUCAUGGUUGGAUAUCUGCCGAUCCUCCAGUCGGGUUCUGGAUGAUUACACCGAGCUAUGAGUUUGUAGCAGGCGGGCCUCUCAAGCAGGAUCUCACCUCUCAUGUGGGCCCAAUCACUCUUGCUAUGUUCAUCAGCGCUCACUACUCUGGGGAGGAUACAGGCCCGAUGUUCAGAAACGGAGAGCCAUGGAAGAAAGUUUUCGGCCCAGUUUUUAUCUAUCUUAACUCUCUUUCACCUGGGAAGGAUCUACAGUCACUAUGGGAAGAUGCAAAAUAUCAGGCGUCAAUCCAAAUUGCAAGCUGGCCAUAUACUUUUCCAGCAUCAGAGGAUUUUCCUUCUUCCUAUCAAAGGGGAAUUGUUACUGGUCGAUUACUGGUCCAAGAUAGGUACAUCAGUGAAGAAAAUUCAUCAGCUGCAUUUGCUUAUGUUGGGGUGGCUCCACCUGGAGAGCUGGGUUCAUGGCAAAGGGAAUGCAAGGGUUACCAGUUCUGGACUAGAGCCAGCGCUGAUGGGUCCUUCUCCAUUCGUGAUAUUCGGGUUGGAGACUAUAAUCUCUAUGCAUGGGUUCCUGGAUUUAUCGGGGAUUACAAGUAUGAUUUCAGUAUUACCAUAACUCCAGGAAACAAUGUUAGUCUCGGUGAUCUUGUAUAUAAACCACCAAGAGAUGGCCCUACCUUGUGGGAGAUAGGUAUCCCAGACCGUUCAGCAUCUGAGUUCUAUGUACCUGAUCCUAAUCCAAAGUACGUCAACAAACUGUAUGUGGAUAUUCCGAUGAGGUUAUUCAGGCAGUAUGGACUGUGGGAGAGAUAUGCUGAUUUCUAUCCCCAUGAAGAUUUAAUCUAUACGGUCAAUAGCAGCGACUACCGGAACGAUUGGUUCUUCGCCCAUGUCACCAGAAAGACAGAGAAAAACACAUACCAAGCAACGACAUGGCAGAUUUUAUUUACACUAGAAAAGAUGAACCAAACGCAGAAUGGAACGUAUACAUUAAGGCUAGCAAUUGCAUCAGCAACCGAAUCGGAACUGCAAGUUCGAUUCAACAACCCAAACGUGAAUCCUCCGCAUUUUAGUACUGGGCUAAUUGGCAAAGACAACGCCAUUGCUAGACAUGGGAUCCAUGGAUUGUACAGAUUAUUCAGCGUUGCAGUGGAGAGCGAAUGGCUGGUCGCAGGAGGAAACAAUACCAUCAUUUUAACUCAAUCAAGACAUUCAACCCCUUUCAAUGGGAUCAUGUAUGACUACAUUCGUUUAGAAGGAGCCUCUCAGGGAUCCUGAUCUUUUUAGCCCCUAUUCUGGACUGUAGAAAAAUGUUCAUCUCGGUAUAUUUAGAUGUUUGA
Nelumbo nucifera (sacred lotus) is the source of this 1940-nucleotide messenger RNA. The record is from RefSeq and is a predicted model, not a curated record. NCBI's taxonomy places the organism in Eukaryota, Viridiplantae, Streptophyta, Magnoliopsida, Proteales, Nelumbonaceae.